AUGCGAUGCGCGAGCAAGGCCGCCGAGAGCGCUUCCGCACGUCCUGUGCGGACACCGAAGCAGAAACCACAGCAACUGAUGUCUCAUCGGUUGCUGAAGCGACUCAGCCUGUGUCACUUGGUGAUGCAGGCGCUGGUCAUGAAGACACUCAUGUCUUCACAGAGUAUGAGCUCGGUGUCUCAUACUCUCCUGAUACUGAAGACGGAUCCGUAUCGACGGCGAUUGAAUCCAAGCCGCCUGCCAAGCGUGGCAUGGAUGAUGCUAUGCGCAUCAGCAUCUUUGGUUCAUCUGAUGAAUCAGAUGAAUUAUCGCCGAAGCGAAGGCGCUCGAGGUCGCGAAACUCGGGCGCUCACAGUGGUGUCGGUUCUCCUGUUGACACCACUUCGCAACGAGUAA
Peronospora matthiolae is the source of this 396-nucleotide messenger RNA. The record is from the annotation of a GenBank genome assembly. NCBI's taxonomy places the organism in Eukaryota, Oomycota, Peronosporomycetes, Peronosporales, Peronosporaceae.